UAUCCGUUUACGGUUAAUCCACAUCCGGCGCAGAGCGGCGGGUACGUGAGGCUGCAGCAUGCUAACCGGACAGAUUGUGGAUCGAUAAGGAGUCCGGAACGUUAACGUUAACGUCAGUCAGACAUCCAGCAGGUUACCGGAGCAGUUUACCUUCCUCACAGGCGGAAGUUUGGAUUUAAAGAGAAAACAGCGAAGAUGUCUCCGCCUGUUAAUGCUAAUGCUAAUGCUAACGUGGACCAGAAGGUUCUGCAGUAUGAAAACUUCAUCAACGAAGUUCUGAAGAGAGAUUUACAGAAGGUGUUGGAGCAGAGAGAUUCAGUUUAUGAGAAGAUCUCACAGUACCUGCAGCUGAAGAACACCAUCCAGAGUCUGCAGGAGUCGGGCUCUCAGCAGCUGAAGACAGAUGUUGAUCUGGGCUGUAACUUCUACGUCCAGGCUGAAGUCGAGGACUCGUCCCGGAUCUUUGUGGCGGUCGGAUACGGUUUCUUCGUGGAGAUGGACCACGGCGAAGCUCUGCGAUUCAUCGACAAGAAGACGAGUCAGCUCACAGCCUUCACAGAGCAGCUCACCAAAGACUCGUCUAAGAUUAAAGCCAACAUCCGCAUGGUGCUGGAGGGGCUGAGGGAGCUGCAGGGACUGACAGACCUCCCAGAGAGCAGAAGAAGAGACGUUUUCUAGACGUUUCCACAUGUCGGACGACCCGAGGACAGCUCGGUUCAGAGCUCCGAGGUCCAACGUGGACGUGUAAUAACCCACGGCUGCUGGAGGACGACAUUUUAACAGGAUCCGGUCUGAGUUUCAUCUCUGCGCGUUUAGCCUAGCUUAGCACAAAGACUGGAAGCAGGGGGAAACUGCUAGCCUAGCUUAGCACAAAGAAAAAAACCUUCCAAGAACAAGUGUGUCUGAUUUAUGUUUAUUACAGAGAGCGCUCCUGUAGACCUUCAAAAUGGUGUCACAGGAAGUGACUGAUGUUUAAUGUUGUAAA
Messenger RNA from Siniperca chuatsi (mandarin fish), 985 nucleotides. RefSeq names its product ubiquitously-expressed, prefoldin-like chaperone (gene uxt). Gene Ontology annotation, molecular function: transcription corepressor activity. Lineage: Eukaryota; Metazoa; Chordata; Actinopteri; Centrarchiformes; Sinipercidae. The coding region runs from base 196 to 678 and encodes 160 amino acids. Gene Ontology annotation, biological process: negative regulation of transcription by RNA polymerase II. The record is from RefSeq and is a predicted model, not a curated record. The transcript is spliced from 6 exons.